Molecule: messenger RNA, 1566 nt
Organism: Ochotona princeps (American pika)
Lineage: Eukaryota; Metazoa; Chordata; Mammalia; Lagomorpha; Ochotonidae
Gene: FBXO4
Product: F-box protein 4
Exons: 7
Coding region: 157-1326 (389 amino acids)
Biological process (GO): protein polyubiquitination; SCF-dependent proteasomal ubiquitin-dependent protein catabolic process
Cellular component (GO): SCF ubiquitin ligase complex
Molecular function (GO): protein binding
Source: RefSeq, a predicted model, not a curated record
GCCUGGGGCCAGAAAUGAAUGAGGGUGUGGACCCUUAUUCCAGGGGUGUCUGGUCCCGGCUGCGGUCACGCUACUCCCCCCGCGGCGGGAGAGGCGGGGAGAGAGGCGAACACGCGGGCGCGGCCCUGCAGCGCGUGAUGCGCCCUGCCGGUGACCAUGGCAGGAAGCGAGCCCCGCAGUAAAUCCAGCUCCCCGCCGCCGGCCGCCAGCGACUGGGGCCGCCUGGAAGCCGCCAUCCUCAGCGGCUGGAGGAACUUCUGGCAGUCGGUUGGUAAGGAGAGGGUGGCCAGGACUGCCCUUCGCGAGGAGGCGGAAGAGGAGGAGAAGGCCAGUUCUCUGACUCGGCUGCCGCUCGACGUGCAGCUGUAUAUACUGUCCUUCCUUUCCCCGCACGAUCUGUGUCAGUUGGGAAGCACGAAUCAUUACUGGAAUGAAACCGUGCGAGAUCCGAUUCUGUGGAGGUUUUUUCUCUUGCGAGAUCUCCCUUCAUGGUCUUCCGUGGACUGGAAGUCUCUUCCGGAUCUGGAAAUGUUGCAAAAGCCCAUCUCUGAGGUCACUGACAGCACCUUGGUGGACUACAUGGCGGUCUAUCAAAUGUGUUGUCCGCACACAAGAAGAGCCUUAAAAUCCAGCCGGCCCGUGUAUGGCGCAGUCACCUCCUUUUUACACUCAUUGAUCAUACAAAAUGAGCCACGGUUUGCCAUGUUUGGACCAGGUUUGGAAGAACUGAAUACAUCUUUGGUGUUGAGCUUGAUGUCUUCUGAGGAACUCUGUCCUACGGCUGGCUUGCCACACAGGCAGAUUGAUGGUAUUGGAUCAGGAGUCAAUUUUCAGUUGAACAACCAACAUAAAUUCAACAUCCUGAUAUUAUAUUCAACUACCAGAAAAGAGAGAGACAGAGCAAGAGAAGAGCAUACCAGUGCAGUUAACAAGAUGUUCAGUGUCCAGAACGAAGGAGAUGACCAACAAGGGAGCCGCUACAGUGUGAUCCCACAAAUCCAGAAGGUGUGUGAGGUUGUGGAUGGAUUCAUCUACGUUGCAAAUGCUGAAGCUCAUAAAAGACAUGAGUGGCAAGAUGAGUAUUCUCGUAUUACGGCAAUGACAGAUCCAGCUUUUGGGCCUUCAGGCAGACCCAUGCUGGUUUUAGCUUGUAUUUCUCAAGCAAGUAUCAAAAGGAUGCCUUGUUUUUAUUUGGCCCAUGAGCUGCGUCUGAAUCUCCGAAAGCACCCAUGGAUGGUGCAGGACGCCGAUGCUGAAACUCUCACUGGCUUUCUGAACGGCAUCGAGUGGCUUCUUGAAGAAGUGGACUCCAGGCAUGCAAAGUGACCCUCCUUUCAGACCCUGGGAGCUGAGCCCGUUCAACCUGUGUCGCUGAGGCCGUGACACGGCUGGGUGUCCCAUUAGCUCACUCUGUCCCACCCUUUUGCAGGUGGCUUCUGCUUUGGACAGUUGUAGCUGCUGUAUUUUUGAUAUUAUUUUUACUUUGUACCAUGAAUCAAUUAUAAGAAGAGUUCUAGUCCUACUGUUUAGCCUCCUAGUAAACCUAUAAACAUGGAUUUUUGAUAA